This is a messenger RNA of Bathycoccus prasinos, 1116 nucleotides long. RefSeq names its product jmjC domain-containing protein 8. The record is from RefSeq and is a predicted model, not a curated record. The transcript has a single exon. The coding region runs from base 1 to 1116 and encodes 371 amino acids. Lineage: Eukaryota; Viridiplantae; Chlorophyta; Mamiellophyceae; Mamiellales; Bathycoccaceae. Gene Ontology annotation, cellular component: cytoplasm.
AUGUCGACUCAGAUGUUAGACGAUGACGACAUAUGGGACAACAAACACGAAAAACGCAAGAAGGAACAACAACGAGAGCAGAGAAGACGACGAAAAAGUUUAGUUUUGAUUCUUUUAACGCUGUGUCUCUUUCUUCUCGUCUGGUACGUCGAGCACAACGAGAGAGACGCGUUUUACGUUCGGGAAAUCGAUGAUGAUGUCUUCGACCCCGAGGACGGGAAAGGAGGAGGAGGAGGGUGGAAACGGUACGCCGUUCCGGCGCACGAAGAAAAAGAGGAAAACGAAUGCACGAUCGAUCGAUGUCACAUCCGAGACCUUUCCUUGGCAAAAUUUAAUCGAAAAUACCGAGAGAAGAAACCAGUCGUCGUGACGUUCGACACAAAAUUCGAUGAUGAAGAAGAGAAAAACGAGAGGGAGAGUGAUUUUUUUUACGAGAUGAAUAGGAAGGAAAAUGUCUUGAAAACGCACGGCGAGAAAACGAUUGUUUUAUCCUCCGCGAACACGUUUAGCUACGAGAAAAAAGAGGUCAAGUUAAAGGACUAUUUGGACGAAAGAGGAAAGUAUUUGAAACCAGUCCAAUUGCAUCAAAGAGCGGAUAAGAUUUGGUACUGGUUCGGCGAUAACGACCACGACGCGUUUGGCGAUUUUUUCCCUUCGUUUAAGAGGACGUCAUUGAUUGGGAAGAAAUACGUGCCGGAUAAUGCGUCGGUGGCGUAUUCGUACGGCGUGGGAGGGCCGUUGUCUGGAGUGCCGUACCACAUCCACGGACCGGGAUGGUCGGAAAGUAUUUACGGAAGGAAAAAAUGGUUUCUGUCCCCGCCGAUGUUUGAACCGGUAUUUAACGGGAACGAAACGGCGGCGAGAGCGGCGAUGCGAUUCAAAGCCAACGGGAAUAAGGCGAAGUUUAAGAUGAAGACCAUGAACAUGAACGGUAAAAACGAAAAUAAUAAGAAGAAGAAUAAGAACGGCAUCGAUGUGGAUAAAUACGGAAACGAGAAGAAAGUGCUCGCGUGCGUGGUUCACCCGAAUCAAGCCGUAUAUUUUCCCGAUAGAUGGUGGCAUGCUACAUUAAAUUUGGAUGAAAGCGUAUUCAUAAGCUCCUUCGUCAACUACUAA